Henningerozyma blattae CBS 6284 is the source of this 525-nucleotide messenger RNA. It is a transcript of the gene POP5, whose product is annotated as RNA-binding protein POP5. Gene Ontology annotation, biological process: tRNA 5'-leader removal. The record is from RefSeq and is a predicted model, not a curated record. The transcript has a single exon. Gene Ontology annotation, molecular function: ribonuclease P RNA binding. Gene Ontology annotation, cellular component: ribonuclease P complex. Bases 1 to 525 code for a protein of 174 amino acids. NCBI's taxonomy places the organism in Eukaryota, Fungi, Ascomycota, Saccharomycetes, Saccharomycetales, Saccharomycetaceae.
AUGGUUCGUUUAAAGAGUAGAUAUAUUUUAUUUGAAAUCCUAACUCCAACUGAUAUUCAAGAUUUAAAAGAGUAUGAUUCGUUGUCAUUACGUCAACUAACACCUGUAGAAAUUAAUUCUAGGAUCCUGUUAAAUGAAAUACGACGUUCUUUGCAGGUGAAUUUUGGGGAUUAUGGCUCCGCAAAAGUGAAUUCCUUAAUCCAUAUUAAAUAUUUCUCUAAUAUGACAUCCACGGGAAUAAUAAGAUGCUUACGUGAAGAUGUAGAUUUGGUAGUCAGUGCAAUGGCUUUAGUUAAGAAUAUUAAUGGGCUGGGAGUUUCAACCAACAGCAUACUACUCAAUGACAUAAUUAUAAACCCUGUAAAAAUAAGCGGGACUAUUAAAAAGAUUGAACAAUAUGCAAUUAAAAGAAACGCCAAAUUAUUAAGGCUAGUUCAAAAGGAGAAUUCUGGGGGAAAAAAUCAAUUAUUGGUUGAUUUUUCAGGAAUAUCAGACAAGGAUGUUGAAGAUCAAGAAGAUGCAUAG